This is a messenger RNA of Oryzias melastigma (Indian medaka), 2124 nucleotides long. RefSeq names its product shootin 2 (gene shtn2). NCBI's taxonomy places the organism in Eukaryota, Metazoa, Chordata, Actinopteri, Beloniformes, Adrianichthyidae. The record is from RefSeq and is a predicted model, not a curated record. The transcript is spliced from 17 exons. The coding region runs from base 176 to 1837 and encodes 553 amino acids.
UGCUUAAUGCAGGGAGCAAGUUCCUGAUUUUGUUUCUUUAAUAGAACGUGGAAGGUUCAAGCUGAAACUCCCACUUUCCCUUUUCAUUAGAAGCCGUCAGCUGCUUAGAGAGAAAGAGUUAUUUGAGCUGGAAUGUGAACAUUUUUGAUAAAUAUUUGAAGAUUUUCCGAGCAGGAUGAUGUGGGUGCAGGAUGAGGAUAACACUGAUGCUGAUGGAAAUGAUUUGCUUUCCCCCACAAGUUCGGAUGGAGAGGCCGACUUGUCCUCUGAUGAUGGAGGAGAUAUUGAGUGUGAGAUCUUGGAAAAGCAGAGGAAUGAAGCCUAUCAGAAGCUCUCUGAGCUAGAAGAAGUUUCCAACCAACUACUGAAGGAGAUCAAUGUCCUGGAGAUCCAGUUCCAGACGGAGCGCUGCUGCAGGGAGAAUGCCGAGGCUCUCGCUGUCAAAAUAAGCAAGGAGAACAAAGUCUUGAAAAGGCGGAGCAUGAUGCCCUUGAUCGGUGAGCUGCCAGAAAUCCUGUCUGAUGCAGAGAAUCACGUUAUUUGCGAUGAUGUGGUUGAUUUUGGACACGAGGACAACAAUGAAGAGAAUCUGCUGCUGGAGAGUCAAGCCAAAAUCUCAGCGUUACAGGCAUCAGUGGACGGUCUGCUGGCGGAGAAACUGCAACUGGAGCAGCAGGUGGAGGACCUGACCACCGAGCAGAACCACCUCAAAGAGCAGCUUGCUCUGGAGAUUGAGGAGAAAGAGGCUCUUCUGAGGAAAAUUAACAAACAAAACAAGAACAUCAAUAAAAUCAAACGAGUUUCCCAGCUGGUCAGCGAGGAGUUCACUGAAAUGUCUCAGAAACUGGAGCUGGAGCAGGACCUCCGGCAACAGGCUGAAGUCGUUGCCCAUCAGAUGCUGGUGGAGAAGACAGUGUGUCAAGGGCAAGACAUGGUGGAGACGGAUGGUAAAGAUGGUGGCAUGCAGCUUCAGCUGCAGGAAGCACUGCAGCAGAUUUCCCACAUCAACACAGCUCUGUCCGAUAUACAGUGCUACUAUCAAAGCCAGGGUAAAGAGAACAUGGAUCCAGUGGAGGAGAGCACGUUCCUCUCUGAGCUGAGGAAUCAGCUGGAGAUGAGCGAGAGGGAGAAGAAAGCUCUGCAAGCUCAACUGUUUGAAGCCAAUAGAUGUGUAGCACAGCUGAAAACUAAAGUGAGGCAGAUUCAAGAGACUCAAGACAUUGAGGCUACAAUGAAGGAACUCGCAGCACCACCUCCUCCUCCUCCUCCUCCUCCUCCUCCUCCUCCUCCACCUCCAUCCACCCCAGCCAUUAGUUUCCAUGAUUUUCUGAGGAGCAGAAGGAAAGAUGGAGUUAGCAAAACUGCACAAAACGAUCCAAAUCCCUUGUUGAACAUGAAGGCGAAGGCCGUGGAUGAAAUGAUGGAGAGAAUAAAGAAAGGCAUCGUCCUCAGGCCCAUUAAGAAAAUACAGGAGGAAGACAGCUGCUGGAAGGACCAGAAAGCUCAAAACCGAAAAUCUGCCAUCCUGGAGUUAAAAGGAAUGUUGGACAACAUGAAGCGUCGAGAUUCUUCCAAAAGAGGAACCACCCGGAAAGUAGAAGACUCGGAACUCCUGCUGGUCCUCCAGAGGAGGAGAAGAGUGAUGGCGGGGAAUCCCGAGCAAUUAUCUGCAUCUCAGGACCCCCGUCCAGGACAGACGAGCAUCCCAGCAGCGGGCGAUGGUCCCUGGGCAUACGAGUUCAGCAAUGCCCCGGUGCUUCGGAGGCUGAAGCAGAACAGGGAGAAGAGAGACUCUCGCAUCCGGGAAUCAGCGCUGAUCAUCAGCCAAAAGACCUGAAAGCAGUCAAAGGAAGAAAUCUCUAAUAUGUGGAAAAUCCCAAACAGACCUCUGAUGAAAAGCUGUUUUGCAUGUGUGUUCUUUAUCCAAUCAUUUAAACCAAACAAAUCUAAAAAUCAAAUAAAAAGAAUUUUAGCUUGAACCAAGUUUGCAAGGGGGAAAAUGGAGCUCUUUCAGCCGUAUUUAAUGUCCAGCCUCAUUUCUGGGAUUCUAGCUUUCAGGAGAGAUAAGUGCUUGUUACACUUUUUUUAUUCCAUAGAAAAUAGAUGAAAUAUAACCAAAAAAAA